CAGGGAUACUGCGCAUGUCCGAAACUGCCAAAUAUGAACGCUGCUCCAACAUACAAACAAACCAGUUUUUUUUUAGGUAUUGGGACAAUCAGCGACUUCUUCCAUAAGUCUGGAAUUAUCCGUGUUCAUUGACCGCUGGAACAGCUUCUGGAACGGUAAUGUGAGCUGGUCUGCGCAUGCCUGAAGUGCCUUGCUGCUGACGCCGUUCAACAUGGGAGUUGACAUGUUGAAUGUAUUGCUUGAUGCCAUUCACAGAGAUCUGUAUACCAACAGCUGGUAUGCUGUCUAUACUGUCCAAGGCCACUUUCUGCAGUGAUGUAAAAUCACACAUCAAACCUACAAUAGAAACUGUUCAAAUCAUUUGCAAAAGCAAGGUCAUUUUUGAAGGUCAUACAAUGUCUCUGGUUUGUAGCCUGUGAUGGUUUGUAGCCCUUGCCAGGCUUUGCCUUGUUAAACAGGUUUUCUAACUUGUUUCUGUAUGCUGCCUUGCACUCCUUCAUUUUGCUUUUGAGUUGCCCCCUUCCUCUUUACUGCCACUGGAUUUUAAACACUCCUUUGUGCAUAUAACCACUGACAACCAAACAUGUAAGCUGUCUGACUCAUGGUCUUAGGCAGUGGAUAGAGUUACUGAGAGCCAGUCAUGUCAGAGGGGAGAGACAUGGGUACACUCAAAGGAGCCGUUAGCCUUGUUCGGCACUUGGUCGUUGCAGGUGCUUUAGCAGUGAGAAAUGUCAAGCAAAACAAUGUUAUUUUUACAGAAACUCAUUCUUUCCUCCUCUCUACCCCUCACAUACAGUGAACAUCAUGGGCGGUUGAGAAACACACCCUUGACAUAUCUUUAGUGAGGAGCACAGAAGGCUAGUUAGACUAGGCUAUAUUCCAGACCAGACCCCUCAGCCGCAGUCCAGAAGCUAAUGCAGCCAUGGCUGAGGAGGACUAUGGCUGCUUUGUGGACUGGACCCAAAUGGGGGACAUGGCCAAGAGCAGUGGCACCUCCAAAUUGGACGUUAAGGACCACGUGGAGCUCAAAAAGCUGGCCAGGCAAGGUUACUGGUCCAAGAACCACAAGCUCCGUGCCCAGGUCUACCAGCAACUCAUUAAGGCAAUCCCCUGUCGAACCGUGACACCCGACGCCGAGGUCUACCGAGACCUCAUGGGCGACGACACAGGUAAAAAAGCCUUGUCCUCCAUCCCACUGCCAGACUUUGUGGAUGGCAGCGCUGUGCCGCACUACUGCCUCAUGGCAGACGCAGUGACCGCUGUCCACCGGGUCAUCUCCUGUCUGGAGGGACAGUUCCCGGACAUCUCGCACUGCCCGGCGCUGCCCGCGAUGACAGCCCUCCUGCUGCACUUCAGUGCCAACGAGGCGCAGUGCUUCGAGCACGUCAGCCGUCUGCUGGCCUGCAAUGAGCCGGGCCAACGCUUUGUAGACCAGACCUUCCUGGCCUAUGAGUCCAGCUUCAUGACCUUUGGCGACCUGGCCAACAAGUACUGCCCGGCAGCUCACAAGCUCAUAGUGGCUACAGCGCAGGACGUGGUGGCGGUGUACUCGGACUGGCAGCGCUGGGUGCUAGGUGACCUGCCCUUCAGCCACGUGGCAAGGGUCCUAGACGUCUUCCUGGUGGAAGGAUACAAGGUGUUGUACCGCGUUGCCCUGGCCCUGCUCAAGUUCUACCGCAAGCAGAAGGCCGGGGAUGGAACACAGCAAUCAGAGGGCCAAAAACAGGACUCUGUGGGGAUCAAGGCAGAGAUCCAGGCUUUCGUCAAGGCCAUCGGCUCCUACAUCACCCCGGACAAGCUGCUGGAGAAGGCCUUCUCUAUCCGCUUGUUCAGUCGCAAAGAGAUCACUCUCCUGCAGCUCACCAACGAGAAAUCGCUGCAGCAGAAGGGCAUCACUGUCAAACAGAAGAGGCGGACCGUGCAGCUGGCUCUGAACCCGGACACCUUCUCCUCGGAGGUAGUCAGCGCCAAGGAGAUGAAGGACAUCUGGUCGUGGAUCCCCGAGCGCGUCGCCCUAUGCGAACCGCAGCUCCUCUUCACCACCUCAACCCAUGGCUGUAGCCUCAACAGGUUCUACGCUCAUGUCGAAGGCUAUGAGCCCACUCUGCUACUCAUCCGGACCUGUAAAUCUGACGUAUGUGGAGCCUUCCUCUCUACAGAUUGGGAGGAGCGCAAGCGAGGCGGGAACAAACUCAGCUUCUUUGGGACCGGAGAAUGUUUCAUCUUCAGGCUGAAGCCGGAGAUGGAGAGGUAUGAGUGGGUGGUGAUCCGUCACCCGGAGCUAGCCUCCACCAUCAAGGCCCAGAGCAGUGAGGUCCCUGCCGAGGACGAGGCUCCCCCCGACAAGCAGAACUCGGACGGCAACCGCCUUCCCGUGGAGAGGCCAGCCGCUGACCCAUCUGAUCGCCUGUCGCCCUUCCUCUCAGCCCGACACUUCCAUCUCAACUCCAGGAACACCUCCAUGUUCAUGGCGGGCAACUUUGACUCCAUCAUAGUGGGGGGAGGCGAGGGCAACGCGCUGUACAUCGACAGUGAGCUAAACCACGGACGCACAGCCCGCUGCACCACCUUUGACAACCCACCGCUCUGCUCCACCGAGAGCUUCCAGGUGGCCCUGCUGGAGGUGUGGGGCUUCAAGGACACCAUGGCCUCAGAUAGAUAGAUAGAUAGAUAGAUAGAUAGACACACACACUCACAGUUUGAGAUACACACACACACAUCCCACCAAGGGCCUGAUGAAGCUACCUGCAGUAUCAGAACAAACCCCUUUCUGUCCAGCAAAUUCAUUUAUCCAUUGAAUAUAUCCACACAUUGAACUCUACAUAAAUGUGAAAUAUUUGUAUUUAUUCAUGUAAAACAAGUAUCUGAACGUAUUUUUAUUUGUGAUUCUUUUUGUACAGAUGUUUUAUUAUUGUAUUAGUAUUUUUGUUGACUCUCAUUGAGGGGUUUGAUGGCGAAAAGCAGCUCUGUUGUCUGGAAUGAUCAAAUGUCAUCCUUUUACACACUCAAGUAAUGUCAUUUCUGUGUUCACUUUAUACCCACCUCUGAAUUUGUGCAAUCUGGUUAUGCACCAAACCAACUGCCAAAAUGGUAUUCACUAUAUCGACAGGCAGUCUACCCAGCUGUCAGAACUCAGGUGAGAUGAAGACCAUAUCCACGUCCCUCAUUAUUUAGGUGCACAAUCUGUGGUAAAGCUAUCUGUGUAAGUAAUGCAGUAUUCAUCUGUCUCUCUCUUUCUCUAUCCGUCCUACAAACAAUAUCAUUCCAAAAAAUUGCAGAAUAUGUAUGUUCUUGUGCAGAGACUCAACUGUAUAUCAUUGAAUAUCUGUGUUGUAUUGAAGAAAGUCCCCCAGUGAAGUAUUGAUUGAAAAAUUACAGAUCAUUAUACAGUUGAAGUCUGAAGUUUACAUGCACCUUAGCCAAAAUUCCCUGUCUUAGGUCAAUUAGGAUCACCACUUUAUUUUAAGAAUGUGAAAUG
Molecule: messenger RNA, 3478 nt
Organism: Oncorhynchus kisutch (coho salmon)
Lineage: Eukaryota; Metazoa; Chordata; Actinopteri; Salmoniformes; Salmonidae
Product: TBC1 domain family member 24
Exons: 7
Coding region: 923-2662 (579 amino acids)
Source: RefSeq, a predicted model, not a curated record